Fusarium graminearum PH-1 is the source of this 1257-nucleotide messenger RNA. RefSeq lists its product as uncharacterized. Lineage: Eukaryota; Fungi; Ascomycota; Sordariomycetes; Hypocreales; Nectriaceae. The transcript is spliced from 4 exons. The coding region runs from base 1 to 1257 and encodes 418 amino acids. The record is from RefSeq and is a predicted model, not a curated record.
AUGUCAAUUGACUUAGAGAUUUUCAUGACCGACUCAGAAUUCGCUUUAAUAUCCACGCUAAAGCAUGAGGGUGAAGAAAGUCUGAACUGUGUGCCAACUAGAUUUGAGAGGGUUAAGGUUACAGAGGUGGAGUUAACGAGAAGUAUGAAAAGCCGGCAGGUCAAAGCAUUCACUGCCGAAAGCAUACGACAGGACCUGAUGGAUCUCAUUGAACGACAAGUUAAACCUUGGAUGGAAACAUGUCAAGAGCAGGGUGCAUACCACCAAAACUGCACGAAGAAGAAGAACACGGCAAAUCUUCCAACCCGGCUCGUGGAUGUUGGUCAAAUCGAUGAUGAUAUGGUAAAACUGGUGGAUGUCAAGAGCAAUGGAGAUGCUGAGGAUUUUACCUAUCUAAUUCGUAGCUAUUGUUGGGGAAAUGGCAACGCAAACUCCUCGACAACCGAAAAGAACGUGGCGAGGCGAUCGCAAGGUUUUACUAUAUCGGUCCUCCCAAAGACUAUUCGAGAUGCAAUCCUCCUCACUAGGAUGAUGGGAUUCCGCUAUUUGUGGGUUGACGCAAUUUGCAUCAUUCAAGGACCAAGUGGUGAUUUCCAUGCCGAGGCACCAAAAAUGGGAGAUUACUAUUCUGAGUCGGCUUGCUGUAUCGCUGCAUCAAGCUCGGCUGAUAGUUCUGAAGGAUUUCUGAUAGAACGCGCAGUUGCAAAAUAUCCUAUGACACACACCGAUGCCAAGAUACCAUGGCAAGAUCUGGAGUGGAUCGAAGACGUAACAUCACGGGUGAUAUUCGGGAUGCCGGAUACAACCAUCCUUUUAUUUGAGGGAUGGUAUCGACUUGUUACUCUCUUCUCUCAUACGCAGCUGACCUACGAGAAGGAUCGACUAUAUGCUAUUCAUGGACUUGCUUCCGUACUAAUCCGACGUACAAAGUCCGAGUACUCUAAUGGUGUCUUUCAAAGAAGCCUAGCUCAAGGCCUUCUAUGGUAUCACGGUAGUCGUCCAGGAAAGUACACUAGAGACGAGAACUCUCAUCUACCAUCGUGGCGUUGGGCAUACGUGUGUCCCGUGGAUUUCGUAAACAUCUAUCAGGCGCCAAUCUACAUCAGAGAUGAUCACCCGCAGCGGCCUCUAAAUUAUCCUACGACCGUCAAGGAUCUGAGCACGGUGGAAGGUUCAGUGUCAAGGCUAUAUAUCAGAGCCCAUAUCAUCCAACUUACUGUUGAGAAGAAGGAGGCAGCGAGGCUUACUACCUCAUAG